CAGAGGGCGGAGAAUUACAACGCGUUCUGGACGAGGAUGAGUCAGUACCCGAACAUCACUGCAAAUGCAUUGUACGCCAGAUUGUCGAAGGGGUCCAGUAUUUGCACCGAUUCAAUAUCGCACACCUCGACAUUAAGGCGAGUCUUUCCUAUCAUUCCUAUUCCUCAAAACAUUCUCCUAACAAAUCCUUAUCCUUCGGGUGACGUAAAGCUCUGUGAUUUUGGAAUUUCCCGUAUUCUGACCAAAGGGGCCGAACUCCGGGAAAUUGUCGGAACUCCUGAUUAUGUCGGUCAGUGUUUUAUUACAAUAGCGCCAGAAAUACUACAAUACGAACCGAUCAGUUUGGCCACCGAUAUGUGGAGUAUUGGUAUAUUAACUUAUGUACUGCUGUCCGGACACUCGCCCUUCACAGGGGAGACUAAACAGGAGACGUACUGUAAUAUCACGAACGGUUCGCUAGACUUUCCGUCCUAUCUGUUCGCUGAUGUCUCAGAAGAAGCCAAGGAUUUCAUUUGUAAACUACUCGUCAGAGAUCCUAAGUAUGCACUCAAUAUUGAUAUCUCUAUUGAUUGA
This is a messenger RNA of Medioppia subpectinata, 573 nucleotides long. NCBI's taxonomy places the organism in Eukaryota, Metazoa, Arthropoda, Arachnida, Sarcoptiformes, Oppiidae. The record is from the annotation of a GenBank genome assembly.